Molecule: messenger RNA, 795 nt
Organism: Sphaerodactylus townsendi
Lineage: Eukaryota; Metazoa; Chordata; Lepidosauria; Squamata; Sphaerodactylidae
Gene: SELENOH
Product: selenoprotein H
Exons: 5
Cellular component (GO): Golgi apparatus
Source: RefSeq, a predicted model, not a curated record
UUCCUUUCUUAGCCUGAGGAUGUAACUGCACGUGGCUCGUGCUUUGCUUAAAAAAAAAAAAAAAAAAACACCACCGCGGACGAAACAGCUGAGGAAACAACCCAUGAAAUAUUGUUUGCCUUAUCCUCGCCUUGGCUUUUGUUCUUUAAGUAGAAUGCCCCCUAAAGGGCGGAAGAGGAAGGCAGCUGCCCCUGCAGUAAAAGCUGCAGAGUCCAGUGAGUUGGAAGAAAAGGGGAUUGACCAGUCAACCAAGAAACUGAAGGAGGGAUCAAGCCAUUAUGUGGUCAUUGAACACUGUAAAAGCUGACGGGUGUAUGGGCGCCAUGCUGAUGCUGUGGGCCAGGCCCUGCGCCAGGCCUUUCCUGAUCUCACAGUGGAAAUCAAUCCUGAAAAGCCCCGCAGAAAUAGCUUUGAGGUGGUCCUGUUGAAAAAGGAUGGCACCAAAGAAGAGUUAUGGAGCGGCCUUAAGAAGGGACCACCACGUAAGCUGAAGUUCCCAGAACCGAACGAUGUGGUUGAAAGUCUGAAGGGAAGCUUUGAAUAAAGUGAACUGAGCAGGAUGGCCAAAGGACAUCUACUGAAUUGUUCAUCCCUUGUGAACUGGAGCAUUUAUGAUGGGAUAUGACCAAGUGGGGUAAACUGCAAAAACCUCAGUCAUUUCUUUGAAAUGGUUGCUCUUCCUUCACAAGCAAAAUCUGCCAGAAAGAGCUGCCUCUUCCCACUUCCAUGGCUUUUUGCUUUGUUUAUCUGAAAUACUUGAGAAACUUUCAAUAAAGUUCAACAUGGUAAUAAUAA